AUGGCUAGAGCCCGUGACACGUUGUAUAUUAUUCCUGACACUGAUCAACCUGCCUUCGGGGAAGUGAACCAGCUCGGAGGGGUGUUUGUCAACGGGAGACCCCUGCCCAAUGCCAUCAGGUUGCGGAUUGUGGAACUGGCACAACUGGGUAUCAGACCGUGCGACAUUAGCCGGCAGCUCCGCGUUUCUCACGGCUGUGUCAGCAAAAUCCUGGCUCGCUACAACGAGACCGGCUCCAUCCUACCGGGGGCUAUCGGAGGCAGCAAACCUCGGGUCACCACUCCCACGGUGGUAAAACAUAUCCGGACCUACAAACAAAGGGAUCCGGGCAUCUUCGCCUGGGAGAUCCGGGAUCGCCUGCUGGCCGAUGGCGUAUGUGACAAGUACAACGUGCCGUCGGUCAGCUCCAUCAGCCGCAUCCUCCGGAACAAAAUCGGGAACCUCUCUCAGCAGAGUCACUACGAGUCCUACAAGCAGCACCAGCCGCCCCCACAGCCUGCUCUGCCCUACAACCACAUCUACCCCUAUCCCAGUCCCAUCGCUGCUGCAGGAGCCAAGGUGUCCACCCCUCCCGGGGUUCCGACGAUCCCCAGCACCAUGGCCAUGCCCAGGACGUGGCCGUCCUCUCACUCAGUGACGGACAUCCUGGGGAUCCGGUCCAUCACAGACCAAGUGAGCGACACUUCGCCUUACCCCAGCCCCAAGGUGGAGGAAUGGAGCAGCCUGGGCCGAAACAGCUUCCACCCGCCGGCCCAGCACUCCGUGAACGGGUUGGAGAAGAGCUCCCUUGAGCAGGAGGCCAAGUACAGCCAGGUGAUCUGGAUGGCACCCCAUUCGAACCCCAUUUGUGAGACCUGCCUCUUACUGGCCACCUGCUUCCACAGCCAAAACACAGUGCCCUGCCCACCAACCCACAUGGCUUCAGGGCACUCCACCUGGAUGAAACUAAUAAAGAAAGUCAGAGAGGCACCCAAUGGCCUCCCAGCUGUCAGCAGUUUUGUGUCGGCACCAGCCAUGCCUCCCUACGCCACACCAGCCCAAGUGUCACCUUACAUGACGUACAGCGCCACUCCAUCUAGCUAUAUGGCAACCCAUGGCUGGCAGCACGCUGGAGGCACCCCGUUGUCCCCUCACAGUUGCGAUAUCCCUGCCUCGCUGGCGUUCAAGGGCAUGCAGACAGCCAGGGAGGGGAGCCACUCUGUCACAGCCUCUGCUCUCUGA
Molecule: messenger RNA, 1221 nt
Organism: Manacus vitellinus (golden-collared manakin)
Lineage: Eukaryota; Metazoa; Chordata; Aves; Passeriformes; Pipridae
Gene: PAX9
Product: paired box 9
Exons: 5
Coding region: 1-1221 (406 amino acids)
Biological process (GO): regulation of transcription by RNA polymerase II; anatomical structure development
Molecular function (GO): DNA-binding transcription factor activity, RNA polymerase II-specific; RNA polymerase II cis-regulatory region sequence-specific DNA binding
Source: RefSeq, a predicted model, not a curated record